Elephantulus edwardii (Cape elephant shrew) is the source of this 1365-nucleotide messenger RNA. It is a transcript of the gene SLC75A1, whose product is annotated as major facilitator superfamily domain containing 10. The coding region runs from base 1 to 1365 and encodes 454 amino acids. Gene Ontology annotation, molecular function: transmembrane transporter activity. The transcript is spliced from 12 exons. Lineage: Eukaryota; Metazoa; Chordata; Mammalia; Macroscelidea; Macroscelididae. The record is from RefSeq and is a predicted model, not a curated record. Gene Ontology annotation, biological process: transmembrane transport. Gene Ontology annotation, cellular component: brush border membrane.
AUGGGGCACGGCGGGAGCGAGAGCUGCACCCCGCGCCCCCCGAUCCGGCCGCAGCCCGCGUCCGCGCGCCGCGUGCUCUCCGUGGUCUUCCUCAGCCUCCUGCUGGACCUCCUGGCCUUCACGCUGCUGCUGCCGCUGCUGCCCGGUCUGCUGGAGGGCUUCGGCCGUGCCCAGGACCCGCUGUACCGCUCGUGGCAGCGCGCGGUGGACUGGUUCUCUUCGGCCAUCGGGAUGCCGGCCGAGAGGAGAUACAACAGCGUCCUGUUUGGAGGUCUGGUGGGCUCCGGCUUCUCCGCCCUGCAGUUCCUCUCGGCCCCGCUCACAGGCGCCGCCUCUGACCGCCUGGGCAGGCGCCCGGUGAUGCUGCUGUCCCUGGCGGGCUUGGUCACCUCCUACGCAGUGUGGGCCACCUCGAGGAGCUUCGCUGCCUUCCUGGUGUCCAGGGUGAUCGGGGGCGUGAGCAAGGGCAAUGUGAGCCUGUCCACGGCCAUCGUGGCCGACCUGAGCUCGCCGGAGGCGCGCGGCCGGGGUAUGGCCGUCGUGGGUGUGGCCUUUUCGCUGGGCUUCACGCUGGGUCCCCUCCUGGGCGCCACCCUGCCCGUGGAAAUGAUGCCCUGGCUGGCCCUGCUCUUCGCCACCUCGGACCUGCUCUUCAUCUUUGCUUUCCUGCCCGAGACGCUGCCCCCCGAGCGGCGGGCGCCCUCCUUGAGCCCGGGUGUCCGGGCCGCUGCCGACCUGCUCAGCCCGCUGGCGCUGCUCCGCUUCUCGGCCGUGGCGCGUGGCCAGGACCCGCCGUCCAGUGACAGACUCCGCAGCCUGCGCCGCCUGGGCCUGGUCUACGGCCUCUACCUCUUCCUCUUCUCGGGCCUGGAGUUCACGCUCACCUUCCUCGCCCACCAGCGCUUCCACUUCAGCAGCCUGCAGCAGGGCAAGAUGUUCUUCUUCAUGGGCCUCACCAUGGCCACCAUCCAGGGCACCUACGCCCGGCGCAUUCGCCCCGGCAGUGAGCUCGCGGUGGUGAAGCGGGCCCUCUUACUGCUGGUGCCCGCCUUCCUGCUCAUCGGCUGGGGCCCCUCGCUGCCCAUCCUGGGCCUAGGGCUGCUGCUCUACUCCUUCGCGGCCGCAGUCGUGGUGCCCUGCCUGUCCUCCGUUGUCGCUGGCUAUGGUUCAGCAGGGCAGAAGGGCAUAGUCAUGGGCACACUCCGGAGCUUGGGUGCACUGGCCCGGGCAUUGGGACCCUUGGUGGCCGCGUCAGUGUACUGGCUGGCCGGGGCCCAGGUCUGCUUCACCGUGUGUGGGGGCCUCUUUUUGCUGCCGUUCCUGCUCCUGCGAGACCUCCAGCCAGCACCCCUGAAGCACGAGUAG